ACUUUGCUUCCGCGUAAUCUGCUCGUGCUAGCAGUCAUAGCGAGUGAAAUAAGAAAAACUAAGCUGGUGAUGGUGUACAAAACUGCGGAUUAAUAUACUUUUAUCAACUACUUUGAACAAAUCUAAAAAUGUCUUUUCCAGAAACACUACCUGGUUAAAAAAAAUAUCCAGUAGGUCCUGUAACUAAUGGCGUUUCCUCAACCCAAACCUCAGCCUCCUCAGCUUCCUCAGCAUCUUCUGAGGACCAUUAACUGUCAGCAAGGAGCUGUGAGAGCCGUUCGCUUCAAUGUGGAUGGAAACUACCUGUUGUCUUGUGGCAGCGACAAAUCCCUUAAGCUGUGGAGCGUCGGCCGAGGGACGCUGUUGAAGACCUACAGCGGUCAUGGAUAUGAGGUUCUGGACGCUGAUGGUUCCUAUGACAACAGUCAGCUUUGCUCCUGCAGCUCUGACAAAUCUGUGAUUCUGUGGGAUGUUGCUACGGGUCAGGUCACACGCAAGCUCAGAGGACACGCUGGGAAAGUUAACUGUGUGCAGUUUAAUGAGGAGGCAACGGUCAUCUUAUCUGGCUCCAUAGACGGCACAGUGAGAUGCUGGGACACGAAAUCCAGAAGAAACGAGCCCAUCCAGGUCCUAGAUGAGGCUCGCGACAGCAUAAGUAGCCUUAAAGUUUCACAACAUGAACUGCUCACUGGGUCGGUGGACGGCAGAGUGAGGCGUUACGACCUGAGGAUGGGACAGCUUCACGUUGACCUCAUCAGCAGUCCCAUUACAUGCGUGUGUUUCAGCCAGGACGGGCAGUGCACCCUGAGCUCCAGCUUGGAUUCAAAAGUGCGACUUCUGGACAAGAGCACUGGGGAAAUGUUGGGAGAAUACACUGGGCACAAGAUGAAGGGCUACAAGUUGGACUGCUGCCUGUCCAGUAAAGACACCCACGUGUUGAGCUGCUCAGAGGACGGACACGUCUACUGCUGGGACCUGGUGGAAGGAUCGUUGUCGUUAAAGCUGCCGGUGGGAAAAGCAGUCGUCCAGUCGCUGUCUUUCCACCCUACAGAGACCUGCCUCCUCACUGCCAUGGAGGGCCGCGUUCAGGUGUGGGGGGCACAACCAGAGGAGGCACAACCAGAGGAGGCACAGGACGACACCCCGGUCAGUUAGAAUGGCUGAAUGGACUUGACUUCCUCUAGUAGAGACACAAAAUAUUGUAACAUGAACUAAAGAAGUUUCCUUAUUUUCUGAUAUCCAACAUCUCUCCUUGUAAGCACAGGGCUUUUCGUCUGGAAUUUGCUCUAAAUUAAGAAAAUAUGGGACCUUUUCUUGUAGUAAUCCUGUCAGACAUGAUACAUUGGAACCUUUGAAGUGUCAUUAAAAAAAAAGACCAGUAUUUCUUUUUUUUAUUCAAUAUCUGAUAAUGAUCUGUGUUUCUUUGGUCAGUCAGAGAUGUAAAUAUGAGCAAAACAAGGUGCUGAGCUAGAACUCAUAAAAUACUUGAUCAAAGGAAAUAAUCACUCUUGUUUUUGGGGUUAUUUGCUUCUAUCCAGGUUUGCUUGACAGUGAAGGUGAAGUCGUCAAAAUAGUAGAGACAAGACACUGGGAAAGUGGAAAAUAUGCAGAUCAAUUCUGACUGUUUUGAAUAUAAAUUUGUCAUCAACCACAAUAUUUGAUUUUAAAAAAAUGUUUACUACAGUAAUGUAACAAAGUGAAUUGACGUUUUUCUAUAUCCGGACUGCCCCCCCUAUUUUGUUAACUAUCUAUUUUUACUAUAUCUAACCUGUGGUAAUACAGUUUAUAGCAGGCAAACUUUGUAAACAGAUUACUACAAAAAGAAAUGCAAAUUUCAAGAAUUAUACCCAUUUAACUAAUAUAAAGUAUUACAUUAUGCAUAUUUUAAAAAUUCAGCUUGUUUAAGGCAUGUUGACACAGGAUGGUGGAUUUUGAUCCAAUACAAAACACAAAAACAAAACACCACAUUGUAUCUUUGUAUUUGUUGAUGUAAACCGCUCAGAAAAGGGAUUAUUUGAUAGAAAACACAACACACAGCAUUAAUGAAACCACAUCAUGUUUAAUGCAUUUUACAGUAACUGAAAAAAAGAAAAGAAAAAAAAGUACAUUUUAAUUAAACGUUACUCCAUUGCAAAAUAAAUUAAUCUGAUCUAAAAAAAAAAAAA
This is a messenger RNA of Gambusia affinis (western mosquitofish), 2165 nucleotides long. It is a transcript of the gene wdr83, whose product is annotated as WD repeat domain containing 83. Gene Ontology annotation, molecular function: protein binding. The coding region runs from base 187 to 1155 and encodes 322 amino acids. The transcript has 10 exons. The record is from RefSeq and is a predicted model, not a curated record. NCBI's taxonomy places the organism in Eukaryota, Metazoa, Chordata, Actinopteri, Cyprinodontiformes, Poeciliidae. Gene Ontology annotation, cellular component: catalytic step 2 spliceosome. Gene Ontology annotation, biological process: mRNA splicing, via spliceosome.